Rosa rugosa (rugosa rose) is the source of this 895-nucleotide messenger RNA. RefSeq lists its product as uncharacterized. The coding region runs from base 456 to 863 and encodes 135 amino acids. The record is from RefSeq and is a predicted model, not a curated record. NCBI's taxonomy places the organism in Eukaryota, Viridiplantae, Streptophyta, Magnoliopsida, Rosales, Rosaceae. The transcript is spliced from 3 exons.
CAAGAGAUAUCUUAGAACUCCUACAAAGAUUGCAAUUCUGGAUCAUGAGAAGAAGAGAACAUUUGUGGUAUGCAAAGAUGGUCUUCCAGAUGCACGUAAGGAUGAAUAAAUCUAAUACAUUUCACAAUGAUGUCAUUGUUGCUUGUGGUGUUGUGUUUCCAGUUAAAUGCCUGGUUUUACACCAUUUAACAUGAGCCAUGAAUAAUGGAAUUUCUUUGUUGCAUAUACCAUUGUAACAUUAUUACAAGGGAGAAGAUAUAUCUUGGCACUUAUCUCUGCCAUAAGAUGCCUAGGAUCUGUGUAGAGAACAGUUGCUAUUUCUUUCUUUGUGUUAUUAAAUAUAUCCUUGCUUUAGAUUGAUUGAUUGAUUGAAUAGGUAGUAUAGUAACCGUAGUUAAAAUUUCAUAUUAAUCAACUGCCACAUAGCCUUGUCCCAACCAUUUGUGGUUGACGAUAUGAAGCCUGGUCCCACAUUCUGUCUUGUUAUUUAUAAGAAACAUACUUUUAUCAAAAGAAUAAAGUACAAUGUAGAGGACAUUAUGUCCACUGAAUUCCCUAGCUAUCUAGUCUAUUAUCUCAAAAUAGCCAUAUUUUCAUUCAGUCACAUUACACCCUUUAAAGCUAAUAAAACAGCUACACUUCCCUUUUUUCUGCUAAGACUGGUAUUUUUAUGUGUACAGAAGGUCAACUGCAUCAGUGCUGCGCAUAAAAGGCUAGCUGAAGCAAGGUUGCUGCUCUAUAGAUUAGCGUAUGAAAAGGCAAAGUUGCAGUUAAUGCAUUUGAAGCACCAGAAAAUAUUAUCUGUAAAUUGCAUUUGUCUGAGGUCUCAACUUAGAUGGAAAAUGCAUUAUGAUCUAUUCUAACAUGUUCACAUUCUCGCUUGUAUCAGUGUUUG